AUGGCCACCAGUCGCGUCAGCCCCGUUCGGCCGCCCGUUCGCCUUACGCCCACGGAUUCCCAGGCGCAUCCCAUCCCACGCACGCCCUCUCCCAACCGACGCGCCAUUCCUAACUACCAAACGACCGAUCCUUUACUCCGAAACUUGUCCCCGGAAUCCACCUUGAAGGCCCUCUCCUCCACCGACGCCGUCCCCAAGAACGAACGAGCCGCCCACGACAUUCUCUCCAAAAGUAUCUCCCAGGUAUCCCAGGCGGAACGAGCUCUCGGGAUUCGCGCUGCGAUCGCGGCGCAGAACCUGAGUCUCUGGUAUAAAGAAGUCCAGACGUGGGAUUGGCCCAAACGGACCGAUGUCCAUCUGGGCAAGGGGUUCGUUCCCCCGUCUCCGUCCGACCCGGAGUAUUAUGGAAGCCUCCCCGCCGCCAUCGUGGUCCAGCAUGAAAAACGCAUCGAGGAGAUCCGGGAUGGCAUGGAUGGGUUGGACGUCGACGAGCUGAAGGAGCACGUUUUAAAUGCCCACAUUCCAUCGCGGUCUCGGCCUUCGUCAUCGAAUAGCACGAUGUCCGUGCCCCCGCCCCUCAGCUACAACCAACUCAGCGACUUCACCGCGGUCAUCACCGCCACCAUCCUCCGCGCCCUCCCGCUCCUCUCCCGCCUGAACAGCCUUCUGUCCACCUGGGAUGUCCGAUUAUUAGUACUUCGCCAGGUCUCCGGACUGCUUCGGAGCCUGUCCCUGGCCCGCUCGGAGUUGGAUGCCGCCCUGGCAUUGCUCAAAUCACCCGAGGUCCCUUCCGAAGCCGAUGCCCUGUACUCCAGGAACAACUACCAUGCCAAGCGCGCCCAGCUGGAGGCCACUGUUCUUUCGGCCGGCCGGAGAAUGGAUCGCAUGCUCGAUGCGCUGGAGGGCCGCGAAGAUUCCUUACCUGAAGACUGGAUCGACGACCUGGAAGCCAUCGAGUCGGGGUUUGGUUCUUGGGUUAUGGAAGCCGAGCAACGCACCGUCGCAAACGAAUGGCAGCGCACACUGAACGCUAAGAAAGAAGAGGCACCAGCGACAUCGCCUUCCGAUGAUUCCAACGCGGAGCCUGUCCUCAGCCAACCCGAGCCGAUCUGUACGACUGGACGGUCCCUGCCGAUGGAGACCAUCCAGGAGGAACCCGGCAGUCCUCUCGAAUCCGUAUUCUCCAAAGCCAACAAGGACGACCAGUUUCCUUCCGUGUCUCAAAUUGAUGCAGUCCUUCCGGUCACUUCUGACUCUAAUGACGCGGAGUCAUUGGUACGUGAAGAAGCCUCUAUCGACCCAGAAUUGAGCGCCCCACAAACACAGGAAGCUCAAGUGGCCAACCCUUCAAUUGAACAGGAGAAGCCUACCGAAGAAUUCAUUGAGAAUGAUCUCCCAACCCCUACUAAGCAGCUCCAGGAAGCUCCUGUCGAUGCCGAACUACCGAAAGAAGAUCCAUGUGUUCCUGAGCCACCAACUCUGAACGAAGAGAAGGUCGUUUUGCCGGCUUCUGAGGACGUACGCGCCGAAGAAACAUCUCGGAAUGUCACCGACUUGAAGGAAUCUUCCGGUCUUACUAUCGGGGCAGAGCAGUCACUGCCUCCAUGCGAGAGUUCUUCAAACCCCUCGCCACUUUCUGGACCCCAGAAACCAUCAGACAGCUCGGAGAUGCAAAAGAAGGAUGAAAGUACCGUCUUACCGAACCCAAGCCCCGAGGCUGAUGACCUGCCGUCUCCAAACCAAGUGCCAGAGUUGAUCAAGAAUGAUACCUUGGACAAUCACAAUGAACCCGGAAAGUCUAGCGAUAUUCUCGAUCGACCAAUUCCCUCAAUUGAACGCGACGAAAUCACAUCACCCUGUGCCCCAACUCCUCAGCGCUCCUCUCGGACACCUGAUUCCGUAGUCGUCAAACGUGCUCCACUGGCUUUGUCUCAAUCUGCCAGCCCUAUCCCAUUGUCUCCAGAGCCCUCUGCGCUGCCUGAAAACGACAAAGAUCUCGCGACAAAUGAACCCGACGAUCGCUCGCCCAAGCAACCUCUGGAGAGCCCGAUCAAACUCUCAAAGACUCGACCCGGACGCUUAGACCUCGACAAGAACAAAGCACAACUUCCUGGUCGACGACCAUCUAACGUGUCUGCCGGGUCCUUCUCCGAGACUGACUACCCGUCUCUCAUCUCUAGUCCAGAGAUUCGUGAACCACGAACUGGCUCGUCCAACGGAACACCGCGAUUCCUCGAGACCCCUCCCCAGUUCCAGCCUCAUUAUCACGCACCCGGUCCUGCGCCUUCCAACAACGAACACACCCUGCGGGAAGACCGUCUCUUUCGGUUGGCUAGCGCGAAGGCGUCUCCCCGCUUGGCCGUCAAUCACAAUCGCAACCUAAGUCUCCCCUUGCAGCGGUUUAUCAACGAGAGACUGGAAUUGGACUUCGAGAACGACUCUCCCGUCGAGGUUGACAGUACGGCUCCUACCCCAAGAACCGCGAGUCCACCUGUCAGUGCAGCUCCCAGAAAUGAACGGCAAGCAACGCCAGGACGCGCGCGCAAGGGUAGAGGGUCUACGCCAACAAAGAAUGCAGCCCGUGUUUCUGGCCAGCCAUCCGCAAACUCUCGUGACGGAAGUGCUACGCCUGAGCCGGCUGCACCGAUGGGAAAGGUCCCGAAGAUCCGGGAACAGAACAAGAAAGCUUUCGCGAAAAGCUCGAAUAACAAAGUUCUGGGUACAGAGCCUGCUCCUCAUCAGACCACAACUCGGCUGAGAAAGCAGUUGACUGCUCAUCCGAGUCUUGAAAGCAUUGGAGCUUACAAGUCUAAGCCCCUGGUUGAGGCCUCCUCGAACUCAAAACCAGGUUCUCGUUCUUCUACUCCCAACAGCCAAUUACGGAAACCAAAGGAUCACUUGGAUGAAAAAAUCAGUUCCAUCCUUACUAACCUUCCAACACGUAUCCAUCUCAUGUCAGCUGAGGAGCGUGAAACCGAUGAUGUUGAUGUGAUGUCGUCUCUGCCUAUGAAAGCGAGAGAGCGGUUUCGCUCUGUAUCCCCCACAGCAUCGCGCAGUGGCACGCCUACUCCGUCUUUGACCUUAACCCCGGCGCCUUCUCGCAGAAGGUAUUCUCAUGCACAUGCUCCAGAGGAAAGCUCCGUGAAGCUGUACCAUUUGCAUCGAGGCGGGAAAUCUGCUCCAACCAAACUCUUUGUUCGCUCAGUCGGUGAACACGGAGAGCGGGUGAUGGUGCGAGUCGGAGGCGGGUGGGCUGAUUUGGCUGAAUAUUUGAGAGAAUAUGCUAUCCACCACGGACGUCGACACGUAUCCGAAACGCCACGCGUUGAGGUCCAGGGGCUUUCAUCUCGUGAAUCUACCCCGAGCUACUCGCCGCCCGGGAGCCGAUUAACGCCAGCUGGCAACGGACGAACCACUCCAUCUCGACCACGGUCUGUCAUGAGCAAUAGACCGUCAUCGUCGUUGGCUGUUCGCAAAACACGACGUGGUUCGAACGUGUCUGAUAUGACCGACUUCAGAGCAGUCAGCGCUGGCGAGGCAUUGAACGUCUCCGUUUCUCCCAAGUCCAUAGUCUCCUCCCGCCGUCGACUGUCGGCGUCCUCAAACGCCUCUUUUGGCGCGACGUCUUGUGUGAGCGAGAUCCGGCACGGGUCAUCUCCUUCCACCACUGUCGGUGGUAGCUCUCACUCUAUUCCGCUUGGUCUCGCUGGGCCCAAGCCUCGCUCUAGACACGUUUCCAUGACGCCAGAGAGUGAAGCCUGGGUGGAAGAUGUUCUUGGACAGGCCCGACGAAGUUCGUCCUUGCGACCAUUCAACUACGGCUUGCCGCCCCAAGAGCAAGAGCAGCCUGGACCCAAACCCUUAUCUCUACCCAAGUCAAGAAGUAUCAGUGACCUUGGAAAAGCUGGUUCUAGCAAGCGAGUCGCACUCCGCGGUCUCGGAAACCGGUGA
Messenger RNA from Aspergillus steynii IBT 23096, 3951 nucleotides. RefSeq names its product GAS2 domain protein. The record is from RefSeq and is a predicted model, not a curated record. The coding region runs from base 1 to 3951 and encodes 1316 amino acids. The transcript is spliced from 2 exons. Gene Ontology annotation, molecular function: microtubule binding. Lineage: Eukaryota; Fungi; Ascomycota; Eurotiomycetes; Eurotiales; Aspergillaceae.